CACUACAUUUUCCUGCUAAUACAAUUGUAUCCAGGCACAGAUCCAACGAGUGUCAAAUUUUCUGUUGUUGUCCAGGUAAAGACCCUGGCACACCAGCCCAGGUGCCGAACUUCGUGUUUUCCCCUCCGCUAACCCGGUCCCGCGGCCGGCAGUCCAUCGUUCCUGUUGUACCAACCAGCACCGGCCGCAGUCACAGGAGUAGCAGGAGGACAAGAGACGAUGCCAGCCCCAUCCAAACUCCCCGGGUGGAGGAAGUGGCCACCUCCCCGAAACCUGCGACCCCAGAACCCACGACUCCCUCUAUGGAGGCCAUGGACAGCCCCGAGAGCGUCCUGCGGAGUGGGAGGGUUGUGAAGAAGGAGACUCCUGUCAAGUCCCCCACCGGCUACACCCACCGCAAGACUCGCGGCGGCAGGAAGACUACUACUACAAGGACUAGGACGAAGAAGCCGAAGCUGCCUCACAUCGAGCCGUCGGACAGCCCCAUCAGUUUCAUCUCGCCUGUACCGGAGGAGUCUCCGGCCACGAGGACACGCAGCCGGCGCCGAGUUGUGAAGAACCAGCCGCACCCCAUGAGCCUCAGGCAGAAAAAAGCACCAAAACUUUAACAGCUCAUGUGCCAUUUUUCUUUUACAAGAAAUAACUUAGAAUCUGGUGAAUUGCUGUAUGUGUACAUGUACAUGUAUCAAAAGAGUUGUGAAGAACGAGCCCCACCCCAUGAGCCUCAGGCAGAAAAAAGCACCCAAAAUCUAGCAGCUCAUGAACAGUACAUAUUCGGUUACAAGAAUUCAAACUGGAAGAGCAGGGGAUCGUUUGUUGUAUUUACGUGUAUCAAAAAUGUUGUGAAAAUUCAGAAGCUCGAGACAGAAAAAAGCAGCAGGUCCUAUACACUACACAAAUACUUGUAACUGUAAUGGAACUUAAAGGAAAAACAGUCUCAGUAAAUUCUUUGUAGUACGUACAUGUAUCAAAAGUAUUGUAAAAGUUCAGCCCCAUACUGUGAGUAUGCGACUCACCAACAAACAGUAUUUCUAAGGUUACAGGAUUGGUGACACAAUCAAAAGUAUUGUAAAAAUUCAGCCCCAAUUACUAUGAGUAUGCGACUCACCAACAAACAGUAUUUCUAACGUUACAGGAUUGGUGACACAAUGUAACUUACAGUAAUGACUGUUUAAUGUCUCAAAAGUUCUGUGAGAAAUCAGUCCUGAAAAGAAAGCGUCCAAGUUCUAUCAGCUCGGACAUGUAUUUUUACUGUUGUAAGAGAAGAACUUCUAGAA
Messenger RNA from Branchiostoma floridae (Florida lancelet), 1277 nucleotides. RefSeq lists its product as uncharacterized. The transcript is spliced from 3 exons. The record is from RefSeq and is a predicted model, not a curated record. The coding region runs from base 303 to 608 and encodes 101 amino acids. Lineage: Eukaryota; Metazoa; Chordata; Leptocardii; Amphioxiformes; Branchiostomatidae.